GGUGUGUUCCUGCUUAUUAUAGGCGUCGUUAUUGCCACGUAUUACCCAUUUCCAAAGGACUCCAAGCUGACUUGUGUUGAAGGCAACCCUUCACAUUGGAACCAUGACAGCAAUCAGGUUUGCACUGGAGAAGAGCAUAUUUGAGCCCAGUGAUGAACGCCUAGUUAAGGCCAUUCACGUUUCUCAGUUAGAAAAGAAAAAGAAGACGUACUUCCUGUGCCUGUCUGUGAGCAAGGACAAGAGUGGCUUCAUCAGCACUGUCAAAAAGCUAGACAAAGACAACUACAAAAAGAAGAGAACAUGGGGCCUCCAGGAUCUACGACUGGUGGAUGGCAAGGAUGGGAAACGAGACACUGCUGAUCUUGACUUGCAGUUUGAGAAGAUGUACAAAUGGGUGGCCAGCACGCCACUGGAGCGUAACAUGUUUAUCGCCAACCUGUGGAUGCUGUGCAGCCAGCACCUGCACCGUCAGCAGCCGCAGUUUGUCAACAUUCCGGCCGAGUUUCUGGACGGCGGCGGGCAGACGGCUGAGACGCGGGCCGCCAUGUCGCCAGUGUCGGAGCUGGUAGUGGAGGCCGACAGUUACCAGGCGUUGACGGCGCAGGAGGAGGAGGACCUGCUGCGCAUGAUGUCCGAGCACGAGACGGCCGUCAGCAACGCCGAGGCAUUCGCCGAGCAGCUCAGUCAGGAGCUGUCCGGUCUGGACGGGGCCAACAUCCAGUCGAUCAUGGCGUCGGAGCAGCAGGUGGCGGCGCUCAUGUCGGUGAUCCAGCGGGCCGUGGACGAGAUCUCGGCGGUGGAGGAGCGCCUCGAGCAGUACGACCAGGCGCUCGUCACCGUGCGCCAGAGCCUCAGGGAGAUGGGCCGGGAGAAGAGCAAGAUGGAGGUGACGCAGCGCAACCACCACCAGCUGCUGCAGACGCUGGAGGGCAUGCUGCCGGACCUGCCGACCAAGGACCGCCAGGUGCUGUCCGACCCGGACCUGACCACCGCCGUCGGCCUGAAGGACGCCUGUCAGGCGGCGCAGUCCCUGCUGAGACUGUCGGCAACUUCAGUUGACCCCCAGCUGCAACAGAUGGCAGCAGUAGCUGAACAGAAGAAACUCUUCGAGAAGCUGAAGGCCCGGUUUUCGCAGGCUGUGUACCGGCAGAUGAACAACUUCUUUGUUCAUAUGGGCAACGACGGAGUGCCAGCCGAGGACUCGCUGCAGCUGCCCAGCCACAGCUCGCAGCACCUCAAGCUGCAGCCCUACUCCGAGCUCAUGCACUGGACCAAGGCCGUCGACAACAGGGGGUAUGAGACGCUCAAGACGGUGUAUGGUCAGUCGCUGAGCAAGCGGUACGAGCGGGAGGUGAAGGCGCUGUUCGCCGAGGCCCGCAGCCGCGUGGGAGCCAUCAAAAAAGACCCGAUGGACUCGCCGGGCGGAACGGCCACCAUGUCCCGCAUGUCCAGCCAGCUGCGCCAGCUGCAGGCGAAGCCGGCCGGCGCCCAGCAUGGCGCCGUUCUGCUCGGCUCGGAGCGGGAAGCUUGGACCACUCUGGACAGCUCGGACAGGCUGCGGUUCGACGACGUGCUGGAGCAGCUGUUGAAGGGGCUGGAGCCCUCUUGCCUGGAGGAGCAGAACUUCUGCGUGGGCUUCUUCAAGCUGGGGCAGGACGGAGCGCAGUCGCAGAGCUCCCAGCCGGACUCGCUGGCGGACGGCGCGCUGGGCAGGCACGACGAGGUGCGCUCGCUGAUGCGGGAGCUCUUCGGCUCGCUGGAGACCGAGCUCAACUCGUUCCUCGCCCAGCAUGAGCGAAUCGACAGCUUCUGCGUGAUGCACAUCCUGGUGAGGCUGUCGGAGCACGUGACGAGCACGCAGGACUCGGGCUCGUUCCUGCACCAGACGCUGGCCGCCGCGCUCGUCGCCAGCAAGCAGAACUUGGACCGGCUGAUGCGCUCCCAGAUCGAGUCUGUCGAGACGUGCCCGCCGCCGCGCCGCUCCAAGUGCGCCAUCCUGCCGUUCGUCUCCAACUUCCAGGAGCUGGCAGCGAUCUCCGAGAGCGUGUUCCGCGAUUCGUCACGGCGGGCCGACCUGGACCGCUGGUACAGCCGCGUCAUCCGGGCCGUCAUCGACCAGGUGACGACGGUGGGCGGCCAGCACCAGAAGACGCCGCUCGAGGUGGUCCAGAUGGAGAACUUCCACCAUCUGCACGCGCUGUUGAUGCGCCUCAAGCUGGCCGGCCUGGAGGCGGAGAAGCGGGAGGUCAAGGCUAAGUACACUGACGCUCUGCGGGCCUAUGUCACGCGCUACUUCGGCCAGCCGCUGAUCAAGCUGAACCAAUUCUUCGGCGGCGUCCAGUCCAAGGUGGCCCAGGGCGUGCGCGAGUCGGAGAUGGGCUACCAGCUGGCCUUCAGCAAGCAGGAGCUGCGCAAGGUCAUCAAGGAGUACCCCGGCAAGGAGGUUAAGAAGGGCCUGGAGACGCUCUACAGAAAGGUGGAGAAGCACCUCUGCGAGGAGGAGAACCUGCUGCAGGUGGUGUGGCGCGCCAUGCAGGAGGAGUUCAUCACGCAGUACAAGUCGAUCGAGGAGAUGAUCCAGCGCUGCUACCCGGGUGCCAUGAUCACGCUCGAGUUCACCAUCGACGACCUGCUGCGCUUCUUCUCCGAAAUCGCCCGUUCGCACUGACGCCUGGGUGCGGAGGUCGCGCUGCGCUCUCGUCGGAGAACAUCCGCGUGGUGUGGAGAUUGGUUGGGGACGGGCGGUGCCGGGUUGGAGAUCGGCUAGAGACGGACGGCGCCGUCUUGGAGAUCGGCUGGGAACGGGCGGCGCCGGGCUGGAGAUCGGCUGGGGACAGGUGACGUCGGGCUGGGGACGGGCUGCGCCGGACCGGAGAUCAGCUGGGGACGGACGGCGUCCAGAUAGGGACGGACGGUGCCGGGCUGGAGAUCGGUGUGCGCUCCCCAGGCUGCCCGUUUCGCUGAGGGUCGGAUGAAGAUGUGUUGUCGUGGCUGGUAAGAGCGCAGCGUGUGCUUGACGGCAGUCCAUUUGCUUUAAGCAGUGUUUGUUUGAACAGCGUUUUGAAGAGCUGUGGUUGCAAGCUUUUGAGAUUGCGGGAAUCGCUGCUUCUGUUUUGAACAUAUUUUGUAUGUCGAGCGUCUGGAUUCGCGAGCAACGCUUCAAAGCCUCCUAAAUGUCUCAAUACAUAUCCCAAUGACCACGGGAAAGGUAAGGCAUGUGAUGCAUCUUAUUUGUCCUUGUUUCGUCUCAAGCAGCAAUGGCCAUCGCAUGGCCAUGCUAACGCGUGCUUACAAGAUGCCGGAUGUCGAUAUGUGCCGUGCUUAGCGGACGGUGGGACGUCGGUUGUUGUGGCGCCACCCUGUUAUGUGUAGGCAGCUUGUGAGGCAUUCGAACCAUUGUAUACUGGCUGUCUCACGGUUUUGCAUUAUUGUAGUAGUAUUGUUAUUGUUUACUGAGCUGAGUGCUGUAAUCUGUAACUGAAUGUACAAGGGCGACUGUGUGACUGAUAAGGCAGACCUGUCAUCGUGUUGGCAGUCUCAUUUGCUAGCAUGUGUGAUAUGCAAGAUUCAUGCCUUGUUUGUUAUUGUAACGAUGCAGCCCCAGGCGGACAAUGGAUACAAAUGGUCGGCUGUUGAUCCGCGGCCAAUUUCCUGCCGCAGUCCGUCCCAAUGAAUGUGGCGUUGGUGGCCGUUCGACGGCCCUCGGCCCGAUGAAUGGACGGAGUUUGUGAGCCGCUGGCGCCGGUUAGACGGUUCAUUCCCCGCGGCACGCUUGGCCGCACCAGUCCGCGGCGCCGGCCAGGUCU
Messenger RNA from Pollicipes pollicipes, 3806 nucleotides. It is a transcript of the gene Sec3, whose product is annotated as exocyst complex component Sec3. The transcript has 17 exons. Gene Ontology annotation, biological process: exocytosis; Golgi to plasma membrane transport. Gene Ontology annotation, cellular component: exocyst; plasma membrane. The coding region runs from base 104 to 2668 and encodes 854 amino acids. The record is from RefSeq and is a predicted model, not a curated record. NCBI's taxonomy places the organism in Eukaryota, Metazoa, Arthropoda, Thecostraca, Pollicipedomorpha, Pollicipedidae. Gene Ontology annotation, molecular function: phosphatidylinositol-4,5-bisphosphate binding.